GACAAGUAACUGAUUGAAGACUCAGAAUAUUUACGAUUGUUGUAACUGCUGUUGCGUUAAUUUUUAAUUUAUUACGUAAUAUAAGAAUAAAAUAUAAUGAAUAGUAUAGGGGAAGAGUGUACCGAAUUAAAGAAAAAAUAUGAUGAUUGUUUUAAUUCAUGGUUUUCGGAGCGUUUUCUUAAAGGCGAUCACGAUGACUCCAUGUGCGCUGGUAUUUUUAAGGUGUAUCAGGAAUGUGUUAAGAACGCAAUGAAGCAGCAAAGUAUUGAUUUUAAAGAAGUGGACAAAGAUGUUUUAGGAACCGAUAGCGAAUUUAAAGUACCACCGUCUGAUAACAGCAGUUGACAGUCAGGAAACUGCAGUCUUUUAUGUGCUUUUAAUCCACUUACCAUGUGGAAUGUAUUUCAUUCCGGUAUUUUCUAAUACUGAUGUGAAAUCAGCUAUCACAAAAUAAACAUUGAUAAUAUUUUCAUAGAAAGUAUUAAGUAUUUUUUUUUUUUUAAUUAAAUUUAAAUAGUUCACUAUAAAGAUACAGCUUUUAAUUGUGUUAAAAAGUGCUUGCAUUCGAUUUUUUUUUAUUACAAUAAAAUAGGACUCAAUUUGAAAAGUAAUUUCUUAUAUAAGUUUACUAUUUAUUAUGUAUUUAGCAUUAUUUUAUCAGAAUUAAAUACUGAUAAUUGUAGUACAAAAACCAAGAGAUGCAUUUAUAAUGAUAUUCUUACUAGAAAGCUUGUAUUGUUCAAAGUAGCAUAGCAAACACCAAUUUUAUCAAAAAAAAUUAAAAUUAUAGUUUAAAUGUUUGUGAUUAAUUUUUGUGUAUUAUUAUAAUGAACUUAAUGUGAUGUAGUUUCUUUGUCUGUAGCAUAAUUUUUACUUUUGGUGUUGUUUUAAUGUUAUAAAUAAUUUAUUUGUUA
Molecule: messenger RNA, 914 nt
Organism: Melitaea cinxia (Glanville fritillary)
Lineage: Eukaryota; Metazoa; Arthropoda; Insecta; Lepidoptera; Nymphalidae
Product: TP53-regulated inhibitor of apoptosis 1-like
Exons: 2
Coding region: 97-345 (82 amino acids)
Source: RefSeq, a predicted model, not a curated record